Penicillium odoratum is the source of this 216-nucleotide messenger RNA. RefSeq lists its product as uncharacterized. Bases 1 to 216 code for a protein of 71 amino acids. The transcript is spliced from 2 exons. The record is from RefSeq and is a predicted model, not a curated record. NCBI's taxonomy places the organism in Eukaryota, Fungi, Ascomycota, Eurotiomycetes, Eurotiales, Aspergillaceae.
AUGAUUGAGUCCACUGCAUUCAACUUCAAACUUCCUAUCUCCAAGUCUGCCGCCUUCAAAUUCCAGCGGUCUCUUCCUUGGUCAUUGAGAAGCAUCGCUCUGAUCAAUAAACGAUUUGCUCAAACUCUCAAGCUCCCAUCUGGCUUCAACGAACAUCACUUCGAUCGAAACACUGUCUGUUUGACCUUUGUCAACCUUGAACCCGUGACCCUGUAG